CUGUGGGACCCACGUGGAUCCUGUGGGGUGGGGCCGUGGGAACCCGGGACACAGACAGAGCCCUAGAGAGACCCCGGCCGGAGGCCCCCCAGCUCCAUGGCCGUCCCCGGCCCGCGCUCGCUGCUGUACGAGGGGAUGAUGCUCCCGGCCCUGGCGCACAGCCCGGAGAGCCUGAGGUACGCUCAGCUCGGCUUCCAGGUGCGAGACAGAGACAUCUUCAGUGUCACAUACCCCAAAUCGGGCACCACCUGGAUGCAGGAGCUGCUGACCCUCAUCCACAGCGACGGAGACCCCCAGCUGGCGCGGUCGGUGCCCUCCUGGGAGCGGGUGCCCUGGGUUGAGCAGACCACGGGAGCUGGGUUCCUGGAGAACCGGCCCUGUCCGCGGCUCAUCUCAUCCCAUCUGCCCUGCGGCCUCUUUCCGACCUCCCUCCACGGCUCCAACGCCAAGGUGAUCUAUACUGUGAGGAACCCCAAGGACGUCUGUGUCUCUCUCUAUUAUUGCUCUAAAAUGGCCUCGUUCCUGGAGUUCCCGGAAGAUUUUGGGGAAUUUGUGGAGCUCUUCAGCGCAGGCAAAGGGCUGUUCGGCUCCUGGUUCCAGCACGUCAAGGGCUGGCUGGGCCUUAGGGACCGGCUCAACUUCCUCCUCCUGACCUAUGAGGAAAUGCAUCAGGACCUGCGGGGCAGCGUGGAGCGGAUCUGCCAGUUCCUGGGCAAGCCCCUGGCGGCGCGGGCGCUGGACGGGGUGGUGGAGAACGCCUCCUUCCAGGCCAUGAAGCAGAACAAGAUGUGCAACUACAGCCUGGUGCCGGAGAACAUCAUGGACCAACGGAUCAGCCCCUUCCUGAGGAAAGGGGUCCCGGGCGACUGGAAGGGGCAUUUCACGGUGGCACAGAGCCAGGCAUUUGACCAGCUCUACCAGGAGCAAAUGCAGGACGUGGACGUCCGAUUCCCAUGGGAAGAGGCCUGAGGGGUCACCGCCCCCCUCCUCCGGACAGCUACAGUCUGUGGGGACCCCUAGAUCCAUGUGUGUGGGCACUUGAAGAGUGCAUCUCCCACCCCCACCCUGCUCUAACCACUAGACCCCAUCCCCUCUCCCAGAGCCGGGGAUAGAACCCAGGAGUCCUGGAUUCUGUUCCUGGCCUCUGUCACUCUACAGCCAUUUGGGCUUAUCAGCGUCCGUGCCUCAGUUUCCCUCUCUGUGGGACGGGGCUGAACCCCCCUCCCCUGGAUUAACCCCAUAUUGCCUGCAGAGCCAUGGCGUGUCACUAACAAACAACCUCAGCAACAGAGGGGUGCGGCCACCGUGCCGGGAACCGGCCACCAGGGGGAGAAGCGGCUCCAGAAAUGGAGGGGGCGGGACAAGCCUUCCCUGAUACUGAGCCCUGCUUAGGGGACUGGAGUGUGUGGGGGGGGGGGGGGGGGGGGCUGCCUCUGAGGCCCCUUGUGGGUAUUGUGCCCCAUACAGAGGGUUUGUGCCAGGACUUGCCAGCAGCUCUCCUCCCCCAGCCCCAUGGCGCCCCCCCAGGUACCCACAGAGCAUCCCACUCAGCCCCCUCCCCCCCCCCCGAUUCCUGCCUCCCACAUCCGGGAUCAGAGCCCUGCCCCCCUCCCGAACUGCCUGAGCCCCCAGCACCUGCCCACACCCCUCCCCCUCCCAGUGCUGUAAGGGGUUGGGGGGUUAGCUGGGGCUUGGGGUGACUAACCCAACGUCCUUCCAUCUCCAGCAGGGGCUGCAGCCUGGAGUCCCCUUCCCCCAUCCCUGCCCCUGGAUCAGCCCCCAGGGCCCAUCUACCCAGUAUCCCACCUCCUGCCUACCCUGCGGAUCAGCCACCCAGGCCCAUCUACCCCGGUAUCCCACCUCCUGCCCUCCCCCCAGAUCAGGCCCAGGGGCCCAUCUACCCCGGCAUCCCGUCCCUUCCUGCCUGCCUCCCGGAUCAGCCCCUGGGGCCCAUCUACCCCAGUAUCCCCCCUCCUGCCUACCCUGUGGAUCAGCCCCCCCAGCCCAUCUACCCCAGUAUCCCACCCCCUCCCUGUCCCCCAGCUCAGCCCCCACAGCCCAUCUAUCCCGAUACCCCACUGUCACCCUUUCAGGGUUCUCCGGGGGUACAGGGUGAAUCAGCAGCACCAGGCCACCUUGUCUGUCCUCACCAGGGAAAACGGGCAAACAUUCUGGCUGGUGGCUAUGCGAGCGCCCCACUCUGGGCCCCACCAGCCUGUCCCAGCCUGGGGCGUUGGGGUUUGCCUAUGCUGGCCCUUAGGGUCCUGGAGCGGGUCCUUGGGGCAGAGCUAAUUUGAGGCUAAAUCUAUGGAGAUAAUUACCCACCCCCCAACCGCCCUGAGGUCUGCUCUGUCCCUGGGGCACCACCCCCUCCAGCCUGUCUGUGCCCAGCCCCUCAACUGCUGGGGACCCGCUUUGCACUCGGAUCGGCUGCCUCCGUGGGAGCCUCCCCUGCCCCCCUUAACCGCUGUCCCCUCAGUCCAGCCCUCUGCUAAGCACCCGGCCCGAGGUCAUGUCUGCAGCAAAACCUAGAAUCAAACAGGAGCAAGUUUAAGGUUUGGAAACAGAUACAAGAAGAAUAUCAACCAUGGGGUAGGGUCUGCGCUUAUUCCUAGUUAAACUGGCUAGAACCCAUAGAUAUUACCAGUUAAUAACCAGUCGGGAACCUGUAGUAAUUAUCAGUUAAUAAACUGGCUAGAGUCAUAAACACAGUCUAGAGCCUGAAUUUAUUCCCAGUUU
This is a messenger RNA of Chelonia mydas (Green sea turtle), 2739 nucleotides long. RefSeq names its product sulfotransferase 2B1. NCBI's taxonomy places the organism in Eukaryota, Metazoa, Chordata, Testudines, Cheloniidae. Gene Ontology annotation, cellular component: cytoplasm. Gene Ontology annotation, molecular function: sulfotransferase activity. The coding region runs from base 97 to 969 and encodes 290 amino acids. The record is from RefSeq and is a predicted model, not a curated record. The transcript has 7 exons. Gene Ontology annotation, biological process: sulfation.